This is a messenger RNA of Leptosia nina, 486 nucleotides long. NCBI's taxonomy places the organism in Eukaryota, Metazoa, Arthropoda, Insecta, Lepidoptera, Pieridae. The record is from the annotation of a GenBank genome assembly.
AUGGACGACCCUCCCGCACCAACUACUUCAGAACCUAGUUCUCAACUGGGUCCUGAAGUAGCUAGUUAUGUUACAGUUCCAACUAUCAAUACUAAUUGUAAUAAUGUAGUAUUAGAUAAGUGGAUGGAUGCCACUCCUAAGAAACGCAGACGAAGGAAGCAUGACAGUGAUUCUUUAGAAUCAAAUAAUAAUUCCAAUUCUGAUGUUACUUUUAAAGAAACCACUACUAAUAACAAUAGUAAUAUGAUUGAACAAUCUUCUUUACCAGUUGUACGUUCUGAGUACUUACCAAGUGAUUCCCGCCCUUAUAUUGUCCAUGUUCAGAGAUUGGAAUCAUCUCCUAAAGAUGGUUCCACUUUGCAUCCCAUUACAUUUGAUAUGGUCACACUAAAACAAUUUGUCGUUCCAAACCCAGAUGCUACAAAUGUGGUCAGGAUCACUCAGGUGAUUCUUGUUCUGUUGAGGAGGAUUGUGCUUCAUGCUUAA